Messenger RNA from Hydatigera taeniaeformis, 1167 nucleotides. NCBI's taxonomy places the organism in Eukaryota, Metazoa, Platyhelminthes, Cestoda, Cyclophyllidea, Taeniidae. The record is from the annotation of a GenBank genome assembly.
AUGGUUAAUAACGUGUAUUUCUCUCUCCUUCCUUCUGAAGUUUGUCGCCUGAUUCUGGGCUAUCUCAGUGAUCUCGGAUGCGUUCAAACCUUUAAUACAUUUUUCCAAGAAUGUUCGUACCUGGCGGAGUUGCGUAAUGAAUCCCAAACGGGAAAUAAAAUGACCUAUCGUGUUGGUGGCUUUACGUUGGCCGAGAUCUUGAAAGACUACUUCACUAUUGCCAACAUUGCAAAUGAAAAACGAGAUUCCAUUAUUAAAAAGUGGAAUAGCGCCUCUCUUCCCGCCUGUCAUCCUGGUGAGAUGGCACCACUUUUGGUCUGCCUGCUUUCUGAUACCCUCGAGGUCAGAACCUCGCCUUCAUCCUCUCAAGAUCGCAGUUGCAUCACAGCGCCCGCCAAGAAAUCGACUUUGACACCAGUCGUCUCUGUUCCCUCGGCAGGCUCUAAUCAACGUAUUACCAUUAUAAAUCCGGGAGCCUCUGUAGCUCCUACUCAAAAUCGAGUGAAGAUAAUUCCCUCUGCCAAGGCGUUGCCUUCUACCCCGAAGGUGAUAUUAAAAGUUGUUCGAACUCAACCAAUUGCAGCAUCUGUCCAGUCUUCUUCGACUUCUUCAUCGUCACGUCGGAAAAUUCAUAGCAAACCAGCACAUGUCACUGAGAUUGAGUCAACUCCUACAGCUUCGUCACGUUCUCCUCUAAAUAUUCAGCGCGUUUUCUGCAACCUUGCGGAGAAUGCAAAGACGGUGGCCGACAGAAUAAACUCCGAUUUGAGCAGUGGGGCGACCUGCGAGUCCUCACUUUCUCACUUGGACUUCCCCAUCCCUGCGGAUAUUGAACAAAGCUCGUCGGGUCUCUUGGAGCAGGACAUGCAAGACAUCAUCAGCCGACUAAUGGACGACGUCGAUAGCUUAGGGGCAAAGUCACCUAUGAAAACUGGUGCCAACGCUGUUGCGGUUGCGACCCCGUCGUCAUCCCCAUCCUCCUCUGUUGUAACCUCUGUAGUCCCGCCUGGGAGGACUGACAUAACUGCAGGAGUCAUUCCGCGGGGAAGGGUUCCUGUCAAGCCCACCUCCAACCCAUCCUUUGAUUCCCCACCUGAUGAAUCUCUCGCUCGCACUUGGGCCAAAAGUCGACGUGUUCCCUGUAAGUUCAGCUCCAUAUUCCUUUAA